Molecule: messenger RNA, 769 nt
Organism: Vidua chalybeata
Lineage: Eukaryota; Metazoa; Chordata; Aves; Passeriformes; Viduidae
Gene: TMA16
Product: translation machinery associated 16 homolog
Exons: 7
Coding region: 99-698 (199 amino acids)
Cellular component (GO): nucleus
Source: RefSeq, a predicted model, not a curated record
GGAGCGGGGCAGCCGCGGAACGCCCGCCGCGCCGGCCGCACGCCCGCCCGGAGCGCUGAGGCUGCUGCACCGCGGCACCGGAAGGAAGCUCGCUCGCCAUGCCAAAGUUACGAAAACCUCAAGGAGGGAAGCAAGAGAAAAAAGUUAUCCAUCCCUACAGCAGAAAAGCUGCACAGCUUGCAAGGGAAGUACACAAACAGGAAAAGAAAGAAAAGUUGAAGACAGACAAAGCUUUGCGUUUAAGUAUUAUUGGAGAAAAACUGCAAUGGUUUCAAAGUCACCUUGAUCCCAGUAAAAUCGAGUACACAAAGAAGGAAGCUGGUGAACUAAUUGAAAAUUAUAUGUGUCGAUUCAAUGCUGAAUUGGAGCAGAUUGAAUUACAAAACAGUAUUAAAGGCAGACAAGGAAGACAGCAUGGUUCACGGGAAACUGUCAUCAAGCAGACAAUAGAACGUGAAAGACAACUCUAUGAGGGCUAUGGAAUAGAAAUCCCAGACAUUAUGAACAGAAAGCAUCUUAAAUUUUUCAGAGAAUGGGAUGGUGAUCUGAGGAAACUGCCAAACAUCAAAAUGAAAAAGCUGUCAGCUAGGGAUGCUGCCUGCAGUCACCCUGAGGUGACAGAUGCAGAAGCAAAAGAAGACUUGAACGAAGAAGAGGUGGGCCCUGAUGAGCACCAGCUGAUUCAAGAGCUGAAAUAGUGAAGGGAAUUGUAAGAAACCUAUUUUAAUUUUCACUGGAAACAAAAAUAAAAUUUAACUAUAUUUCUAAA